UAUUCACAGCGUAUCAUUUAUGAUACCUGUAGUAAAGUUUGAGAAUUUUUUUCAAGGGAUAGCAGUAUGUUGACUGAAAUUUGUAUUGGUUUUUGUUAUUCUUAGUCUUCUUUUAGUUUAUUGAAAUUACCAACACUCUUAGUAAUAUGGUUUAAGAUCACUAACAGAUUACUGGACUCAGGAGGAAUGUAGGACAAAGUUCUAAGGUUAAUUUCUGACGGAUGCAAGUUUUAACCAGACAAUUUUCGGGAACACAUAGUUCAGUUCACCCUUGGAUCAGUUGUAAGGCUUUAUAUUCAACUGUGGCAGAUUUUUUUGAACUUUAUUUCACUAAAUAGAUGUUGAUAUCUUCUAUGUUUUGUUUUUUUGAUCUGUAUUCCUUUCUCUUCAUGGUGUCAACAGAAACACAAGAAUACUGAGAGCACAUACGAGUGUGACAACAAUACGGUAGCUCGUGGAAAUGAAGAUACUACCAUGCUUCAGUUUACACAGGAAACUAGCAAGUUUGCAUCGUGCAGUGGGGGAAGCUCGGUGGAGGAGCAGCUACAGACCAGCCCCUCUGUUGACAGCUGCUCCUGUUCGCGGCCUUGUAGAUGAACAGACCAGCAUUAAAGGGUGUUUCUUGCCCCCGGGCUGUCCAAUUACAGUGUGUUCACGAAUGCAUAGUGAGGAUGGUGACUUGUGGGAGGCAUUUGCCCAUUACAAUACAAAUGCAGAUGGCACUGUCAACUUGACCAGGGAUCAUUCAGUUGGGGGUUCGUAUUUGGGCUGUGAGCCGAUGGGACUCUUCUGGGGACUGCAGCCGGCUCCUGGGGCAAGAGAAGGUUUGAGAUUGAGGAAAAAAAAUGUAGAGACUCCAUAUGUAGUGCACAUAUCCUUACUGGAGGGGCAUGUGUCACCCAGUGAGGGACAGAGCACUGAGCUGGCUGCUGUAUAUACUGAGCGCUGGUACAUGGCACCAGGCGUAAGGAGAAUAGACAUUCGUGAAAAUGGACUUGUAGGGACAUUAUUCUUACCCCCUGGUCCAGGCCCAUUUCCAGCCAUGUUGGACCUGUGGGGAAUGGGUGGAGGACUGGUGGAGUACCGCUCUGCCCUGUUUGCAUCCAGAGGAUAUGCCAGCUUUUCCCUUGCCUACUUUGGGCACAAAGAAUUACCUGGCCCACAAAACUGCAUCAAUGUUGGUGAUUCAUAUUUUAAGUCAGCCUUCCAACUACUUCGAGAUCACCGUCAGGUCUGUGCCGACAGAGUUGGGAUCAUCGGUCUGUCGUUUGGAGUCUACCUGGCUCUUCGACUUGCCGCUCAGACUGAUGUAAAACCAUCCUGUUUGAUUUGUAUCAAUGGGCCAGUAGGAAGUAACAUCAAGAUCUUAGAUACAUCGGGCAGGACUGAAAACUUUGAAAGUGACCAGAAAUAUUGGAGGUAUGAUGACAAAGGCCAUGUCACUUUCAGAGACCUCUCCUUGCCAGCUAACAUUUCCCCUGAGAACAAAGUGAAGAUAGAGAAUCUCGCCUGCCCGUUACUGUACAUAGCGGGAGAAGAUGACCUGAGUGCUUCAAGCAUGGAGAACGCAACCCUGAUCGAGGAGACCCUGAGGGCUGUAGAUAAAUCGCAGCUGUUCACUUGUUUGUCCUACCCGGGCGCAGGUCACCUGAUUGAGCCGCCUUACACACCAAAUUCAAGAAUGUCCCUAUGGAGUGUUAAACCACAAAAACUCAUCACUCUGUGGGGAGGUCAUCUCGUGCCCCACGCUGCUGCCCAGGAGGAUGCCUGGAAGAAGAUCCUGGAAUUUUUGGGAAACAGUCUGAGACGGUGAAUCUGUGGUGAAGUGGACUUCUGAGAUAGAACUUAUUAUGAGCAGCUUAUAUUAAGAGUCUUACUUGUCUUGCCAAAAGGUGCCGUUGGCCCGAGUGGAACUGUUGUUCAGAGAUGCCUCACGUCAGUCACACUGUUACCCUGUUGCAGCAAAUGUAUGGUUCCCCGUGUGUCGUCAUCAUUUUUACAUUUGACUUAAUACAACAAACCUUUCAUAACAACGAACGAAAGAUGUAACAAUGAUCUGCCAUCCAAGUUGGUCAAAAUCAAAUCACACUGUUGAUGUGCACUAAUCAUUCAGCCCCACGUAAAAAAUUCAAACACUCUGUUCCUGUGUUCCUCAUUUUUUUAAUGAGUAAUCGGCAUACGUGCUAACUACUUAUUAUGUUGAUUUGGGAUGAAGAGUUCAUGGCAUGCUGAGGUGACCAUGGCGAUGAGGGCGAUGAACUCUUUGAAGUCGAUCUCCAGGUCUCUGUUCUGAUCGAGGUCCGCAAAAAGCUCAUCCAGAGUUUCGUUCUCUUGGAUUUUCUGUUCAGCAGAAAAAUUAAUGGAAGUAAAUGUGGCCACACUACGUGCCAGAUUUCAAGUCAAAUCAUUGCAGAGCUGUCAUGAUAUUUUACUGUAGACUGAUGACCGACAGAUGGACCACCCAACAUCAAUAUCUCCAGAGUACCAGUACAGUUUUUGUCAACAUACCCAAGUAUAUAAUUUACAGACAGACAUUUUAAUUGUGGCACACUGUGUUCUCAAAGUAGACAUGAAAAAGGCACAUGCUUAUUAAGAGUCCAUCAUCUUUAAGUUGUCGUCAUGAGUUAUUAAGAGGAUUUUUAUAAAGUGCCAUCAAAAACAUGCAAUAUUUUAUCCCUCCAUAACUUACCAUUAUGAAAAGACUCAUCUCAUUGUUGAUGAGCGCUUUAAGCUCAGCUUUCUU
Xiphias gladius (swordfish) is the source of this 2743-nucleotide messenger RNA. Its product is annotated as peroxisomal succinyl-coenzyme A thioesterase-like. Gene Ontology annotation, molecular function: fatty acyl-CoA hydrolase activity. The transcript has 11 exons. NCBI's taxonomy places the organism in Eukaryota, Metazoa, Chordata, Actinopteri, Istiophoriformes, Xiphiidae. Gene Ontology annotation, biological process: acyl-CoA metabolic process; fatty acid metabolic process. Bases 461 to 1813 code for a protein of 450 amino acids. The record is from RefSeq and is a predicted model, not a curated record.